Phytophthora sojae is the source of this 1473-nucleotide messenger RNA. RefSeq lists its product as hypothetical. Gene Ontology annotation, biological process: protein K48-linked deubiquitination. The record is from RefSeq and is a predicted model, not a curated record. Lineage: Eukaryota; Oomycota; Peronosporomycetes; Peronosporales; Peronosporaceae. The transcript is spliced from 4 exons. Gene Ontology annotation, molecular function: K48-linked deubiquitinase activity; cysteine-type carboxypeptidase activity; cysteine-type deubiquitinase activity. Bases 178 to 1035 code for a protein of 285 amino acids. Gene Ontology annotation, cellular component: cytosol; cell periphery.
GACGAAGCGUACGCCGUCAAGCAGACGCAGUUCCUGGGGAAGCCCGUGAGCUACGUGUGCCAGAACGUGAAUGGGCCGUGCCCGCUGCUGGCCAUCGCCAACGUGCUGCUGCUGCGCGGGCAGUUGACGCUCGAGGGCCUCGUGGAGGCGCCAGGCUUCGUGAGCGCGCGCGACCUCAUGCGGCUCGUGCACCGCCGACUGCUGGACACGAACCCGCUGCUGAGUAAUGCUAGCGAGUUGCAGCGCCUGACGCAGGAGAAGACGCUCAAGGACGUGGCCGAGCUGCUGCCCAGCAUGUUCGUGGGGCUGGACGUCAACGUGCGCUUCCACAACAUUACGGACUUUGAGUACACGGUGGCGUGUGCAGCCUUCGACAUGUUGGACAUUGCACUGGUGCACGGGUGGCUGCUGGAUGACCAGGACGACGCCACGAUGAAGGUGGUGGGGAACAAGUCGUACAAUGAGCUCAUCGAGCGCUUGGUGGACUACCGCGGUGUGCUCAUGACGGAAGAAGCCAAUGAAAAGGCGGCGACGGAGACGGAGACGGAGACGGAGAAGCAGGGAGACACGGAGAACUCGUCGGACAGCUCCCCGAUGGAGGAGGAGGUGAAGCCUGCAGCUGCAGCGCUUCCGUCCCCCCUGGUGGCUCAGAUGGCUGGGUUCCAGAACCUUUCGAUUGAUAUCAACAGCGCUCUCGCCUCCGCUUCGGGUGCGGCGGGGUCGCCCAACUCGAUGACGUCCAUGACGUCUCCAAAGAAAAGUCCGUCGCAGCAAACGGUUCGGACCAUGAUGAAGGAGCGCCACAUCAGCGACGCUGACGCACUAGAUACGGCAACCACGCUGCUGGAAGAGGGUCCGAUACUUGAGGAGUUCUUCAACUCGACAGCGAGUCAGCUCACGUACUACGGUCUUGUGAAGCUGCAUGAAGGACUCCGUGAGCGUCAGCUGUGCGUUUUCUUUCGCAACAACCACUUCUCCACGCUCUUCAAGGUAAAGGCUGCUGUUGUAGACGUUGCAGUGCCGAGGCGCAUUUGAUCUAACGCUUUUGCUGGACGUGCCAUUAUCAGUUUGAAGGCGCGCUGUAUCUGCUCGUCACAGACGCAGGCUACCUCGACGAGCCCAGCGUCGUGUGGGAGCUGCUGAACGAAAUCGACGGCGACACCGAGUAUCUGGAUGCCCAGUUCCGACCUGUGACGUCUUCCGAGCAACAAGAAAACAUUCUUACACAACAGAGGCAACAGCGGGAGCAAGAACAAGAAGAAGAACAGCAGCUACGUAACGCUCGGGCUCUCAGCGUCACGGGGUGCGUGCCUCCUAAUGGUGCGAGCGAGCGAAUGGCAGGUGGUGAUUUUCGAGCUGCUGAGCACACCAUGCCAAGCGAUGGACUCUUCGGAGAUUCCGCCGAAGUCAACGAGGAGAACCUGGAUCCGGACUACUUAUUGGCACUGAAGUUCCAGCGAGAAGAGGAAGAAC